GCCAAGACUCCCACGACGACGUUAUGCAAAGUUUGCAUCUGACGUUCAAUUGAUGUGAUGACGUCGUGACCAAACGUGCUGUGAGUGACGUAGAGGGGCGGGCAUGCAGGAGCAGGAGAUCUCUAUUGGCUCUGGCAUUCUUUUGGUGGAGCCAUUUUAUGGUGGAUCUCACAAACAGCUCGUUGAUCUACUGGAGAAAAACUUUGUUGACUGCUCAGUCUUCACCCUUCCUGCCAAGAAAUGGCAUUGGAGAGCAAGAACCGCUGCACUGUAUUUCAGUCAGGCCAUUCCCUGCUGCACUUCUUACAGAGUCCUGUUUUGCAGUUCCGUUCUAAACCUAUGUGAGCUUGUAGCUCUCAGGCCAGAUCUGGCUCGCUUGAAGAAGGUGCUGUACUUCCACGAGAACCAGCUGGCAUAUCCGGUCCGCAAAGACCAGGACAGGGAUUUUCAAUAUGGAUACAACCAAGUGCUGUCAUGCUUGGUGUCAGACGUGGUGGUGUUCAACUCGCACUUCAACAUGGAAUCCUUCCUGUCCGCCAUCCCGAGUCACAUGAAGAAGAUCCCGGACCACAGACCCAAAAACCUGGAUGAGUUGAUCCGGCCCAAGUGUGUGGUCCUGAGCUACCCAGUUCAGUUCCCCGAUGUCACCAGAUUACUGCCUCAACACAAGCUGCUGAAGCCACGGCCUGUGGUGACGUGUCCCUCAGACCACAGCUCAUGCCGGGACGAGGACCGUCUGAUGCAGAGCAGGUGUGAAGAGGACCCACCUCAGUCCUCCUGUGCGGUCCAGCAGCCUGCAUGUGGAGAGCCCUUGAGCGACCAGGAGAAGCCUUUGCACAUUGUGUGGCCUCACCGGUGGGAGCAUGACAAAAACCCCGAGCUGUUCUUCAACACGCUGCUCAAGUUAAAGGAGCAGGAACUCCCCUUUCAGGUGUCUGUGCUGGGAGAGACCUUCACGGAUGUGCCAGAUGUUUUCUCCUCAUCUAGACGUUUGCUGGACUCUCAGGUUCUGAAUUGGGGCUUUCUGUCCAGUAAGGACGACUAUCUGCGUGUCCUGUGUGAUGCAGAUGUUGUCGUCUCCACCUCAAACCACGAGUUCUUCGGGGUUUCGAUGCUGGAAGCCGUCCACUGUGGCUGUUUUCCUCUGUGUCCUAAAGCGUUGGUGUACCCAGAGAUCUUUCCAGUGCAGUACCUGUAUUCCACACCUGAGCAGCUAUACAAACGGCUGAGGGAGCUCUGUAAAAGGCCUGGCAUCGCCCGCAGACACGUUGUCACGGUCGACACCUCUAAAUUCUCCUGGACCUCCCUGAAGUCUCAGUUCUUGGCUCUGCUGACAGAUGGGUGUGCUUGACUGCAGGGCUGCUCUUCUGGAUGUUUGCAUCUGGACCGUCGCGUCCCGGUCCGGUCCGGUCUGGUCCGGUCUGGGCCCAGGAGGACUGGCACACGUGGGUCCCGGUCCCCCUGGGCUACCGGGCCCAUCCUAAUGAUGGAGUCAUGAGGGAAUCCGUUGCUGUUUAACACUUAAAUGUAGAACUGAAGUGAUUUUUUUAUUUUAUUUUAUUUUUUUGUAUGUAAAGUUUUAAUAAAAAGUCUAAUUUUACAACAUGGAUGUAAUUUAAGUGAUUUAAAAUAAACUAAUACUUAUGUGUUUAGGAUUUGCUCCAUUAA
Molecule: messenger RNA, 1668 nt
Organism: Oryzias latipes (Japanese medaka)
Lineage: Eukaryota; Metazoa; Chordata; Actinopteri; Beloniformes; Adrianichthyidae
Source: RefSeq, a predicted model, not a curated record